Molecule: messenger RNA, 3772 nt
Organism: Pelobates fuscus (common spadefoot toad)
Lineage: Eukaryota; Metazoa; Chordata; Amphibia; Anura; Pelobatidae
Gene: HMGCR
Product: 3-hydroxy-3-methylglutaryl-CoA reductase
Exons: 20
Coding region: 146-2791 (881 amino acids)
Biological process (GO): sterol biosynthetic process; isoprenoid biosynthetic process; coenzyme A metabolic process
Cellular component (GO): endoplasmic reticulum membrane; peroxisomal membrane
Molecular function (GO): hydroxymethylglutaryl-CoA reductase (NADPH) activity; NADP binding; protein binding
Source: RefSeq, a predicted model, not a curated record
GGCUGAUUGGCAGCUCGUUCACUCGCUGAGCGGCGGCGGAGCAAACAGGGCGGCUGCUCACACUCAGCCUGGACCAGGAACCGCCGCUGCCGGGGUCACACCGCCGGAGUCCCGCCGUGUCACGGUCACCACUAUUCCUGUAAUCAUGUUGUCACGACUAUUCCGCAUGCACGGUCAGUUCGUGGCCUCUCAUCCAUGGGAGGUCAUUGUCGGCACAGUGACUGUCACCAUCUGUAUGAUGUCAAUGAAUAUGUUUACUGGGAAUGACAAGAUCUGCGGUUGGAACUAUGAGUGCCCCAAGUUUGAAGACGACGUUCUCAGCAGUGACAUAAUCAUCUUGACCAUCACACGAUGCAUUGCUAUUUUGUACAUCUACUUCCAAUUCCAGAACCUCAGACAGCUUGGAUCAAAGUACAUUUUAGGCAUCGCUGGUCUGUUUACCAUAUUCUCCAGCUUUGUAUUCAGCACGGUGGUCAUCCACUUUCUCGAUAAAGAACUGACCGGCUUAAACGAGGCUCUGCCUUUCUUUCUGCUACUGAUUGAUCUUUCCAAGGCCAGUGCCUUAGCCAAAUUCGCUCUUAGUUCCAACUCACAGGAUGAAGUCCGAGAAAACAUUGCCCGGGGCAUGGCGAUUCUUGGACCUACCUUCACACUUGAUGCGCUUGUUGAGUGCCUUGUGAUUGGCGUGGGUACAAUGUCAGGUGUUCGUCAACUGGAAAUCAUGUGCUGCUUCGGUUGUAUGUCCGUUCUAGCAAACUACUUUGCUUUUAUGACCUUCUUCCCAGCUUGCGUUUCCUUGGUAUUAGAGCUAUCCAGGGAGAGCCGAGAGGGCCGUCCCAUUUGGCAGCUCAGCCAGAUUACUAGUGCUUUAGAAGAGGAGGAGGAUAACAAGCCAAAUCCUGUCACUCAAAGAGUUAAAAUGAUUAUGUCUUUAGGUUUGGUUCUUGUUCACGCUCACAGUCGGUGGAUCAGUGAGCCUUCUUCUCAAAACAGCACCUCUAUUGAAGAUCCAAAGGUUUCCAUUGGGUAUGAUGACAGUAUGCCGAAGAGAAUUGAUCCCAGCAUGCCACUCUGGCAGUUCUAUCUCUCAAGGAUGCUGACUAUGGACAUCGAGCAGGUUAUUACCCUCAGUCUUGCUCUGCUUCUUGCUGUGAAGUACAUCUUUUUUGAGCAAACUGAGACAGAAUCCACCUUCUCCCUGAAGAACCCCAUUACCUGUCCUGUAACCACGCAGAAGAAGCCAACAGAAAGCUGCUGUGUAAAGGAGUAUGAAAGAAAAGCCCCAGUCACCCCAGUGAACGAGGUCUCCUCAAAGGAAGAAAAAGAGGCCGUAAUCAAGCCGCUACCACUGGAGCAAUCUCCCAUGACUAGCUUUGUGGUUGGAGAUUCCUCGUCGCUGGAGUCGUCCUCUGAUGAAGAUGGAGAGAAAAUAGAGUUACCAGAGCAACCUCGGCCAGUUGAUGAAUGUGUUCGCAUACUCAAGAAUCCAGACCAAGGAGCUCGAUUCCUAAGUGAUGCUGAAGUGAUCAGACUUGUAAAUGCAAAACACAUCCCUUCCUACAAACUGGAAACCAUGAUGGAGAGCCCUGAGCGAGGAGUGGCCAUUCGCAGAAAAAUGCUCUCGGCCAAACUGCCCCAGUCAUCAGCCAUCCAAAACCUUCCUUACAAGAACUACAACUAUUCUUUGGUCAUGGGCGCUUGUUGCGAGAAUGUAAUUGGGUACAUGCCCAUCCCUGUAGGUGUAGCUGGUCCUCUUCUUCUAAACAAUAAGGAGUUCCAGGUACCCAUGGCAACAACAGAAGGAUGUCUUGUGGCCAGCACCAACCGGGGCUGCAGAGCUAUAAUGAUGGGAGGUGGUGCACACAGCCGAGUGCUGGCUGAUGGGAUGACUCGUGGACCAGUGGUCAGGUUGCCAAGUGCUUGCGAUGCUGCUGAAGUGAAGACCUGGUUAGACAGCGCUGAAGGAUUUAAAGUCAUGAAAGACGCCUUUGACAGUACCAGCCGGUUUGCUCGGCUUGGAAGACUUCAGACCAGUGUUGCUGGAAAAAAUAUGUACAUCAGGUUUCAGUCAAAAACUGGAGACGCCAUGGGAAUGAACAUGAUCUCUAAGGGCACCGAGAAGGCACUUUCCAGGCUGCAAGAAGAGUUUCCUGAGCUACACGUGUUAGCUGUGAGUGGAAACUAUUGUACGGACAAGAAGCCAGCUGCUAUCAACUGGAUCGAAGGGAGAGGAAAGUCAGUGGUGUGUGAAGCAAUCAUUCCAGCCAAAGUAGUGCGAGAGGUGCUGAAAACCUCCACAGAAGCUCUGGUGGAAGUGAAUAUAAAUAAGAAUCUGGUGGGCUCUGCCAUGGCCGGCAGCAUCGGAGGUUUUAACGCACAUGCAGCUAACAUAGUGACUGCUAUUUAUAUUGCCUGCGGACAGGACGCUGCACAGAACGUUGGAAGCUCUAACUGCAUCACACUGAUGGAACACACGGGUCCGAUGCAUGACGAUCUGUACAUCAGCUGCACAAUGCCGUCCAUUGAAAUCGGCACCGUGGGAGGCGGGACCACCCUGGCCCCACAGCAAGCAUGCUUACAGAUGUUGGGUGUCCAAGGUGCAAGUAUAGAACGACCAGGCGAGAACGCGUGUCAGCUUGCGCAGAUUGUCUGUGCGACCGUAAUGGCGGGAGAACUAUCUCUAAUGUCCGCCCUGGCAGCUGGACAUCUAGUAAAGAGCCACAUGGUGCACAACAGGUCGAAAAUAAACCUCCAGGACCUCCGAGGAACUUGCACAAAGAAAGCAGCCUGAUUUUUAUUUCAUUUUGUUGGAUGGGUUUUUAUUGAAAAAUCCUUGAAGGACAAUCCUGUCCUAAAGAAAAAGAUGAAUAACGGAAAUGGUUAACUAGAAUAAAGGUGCUUUUACUACAAAUAUAAUGGAUGGUGAUACAGGCCGCUGACUCAGCACAACUUGAACCCAGUGGGAACUCGCCAGCAAAGAGGCCUCCCAUGUGUGUCCACUUGUUCAUCGUUUUACUUUCUUAUAAGGGUCCAUUAAAUUAUUGUUGGCAAACCAAUGUUUUGCUGGCAGUAUAAAUAUUGUCCUUUAAAAUUGCACAUCUGUAUAUUUAUGCUAUUUAUGUAAGUCUUGUAAUGGGCUGCAGUCCCGUCACGGUUGUUAAGCUACUCUGGAGAUUACUUUAUUAAAAAAAAGAUUUUAUUUUGUUAAGAAUUGUUAUAUACCUCAAAUUCUAGGGACAUUUUAAUGAAUUUCGUACGGUCAGCUUAUAAAAGAAAUGCUUAAGGUGCCAAACGGUGCCCCCCUGAUGAUUAUGGACUAAAAGUCCCAUAAUUGAUGACAUGCACACCGGGCAUUAUUGCCGUUUUCGUCCAUAGGACAUCUGGUGGCCAGUUUGACAACCCUGAAUUAAAAGUAUAGUUUGACUUAAUUGAAAGAUUAAGUAUCUCGAAUCCAUCCAAUCUGUAUACAGUGGAGUGUGGUUAAAUGUGUGUCUUACUGGGGAGUUAAGUUCAGUACAUUUCCUAAAUAUUUAAAGGCCAGAUAUCUUGAUGUGCUGUUUUUUUUGUUUUGGUUUUUACGUAUUUCUCCCCAAAUAAUCCCAGUUCUUAUAUUAAUUUCAACAUCUGUGUGGCUGUCCAGAAUUAAAAUACCAAAAGUGGUAGCCAACGUAUUUCUUUACAUAAUGUUUAAAUACAAAACACCGGGCCUGGAUCACUUUUUGUGCAUUUGGUAAGACUUGAUGUCAUAAAUAAAGCAUCUAUUUCCGUUUUA